CAGGGCGAUGUUAUGAUAAUGGUGCGGUAUUAAAACUGUCACUUUCUAAGGUGAAGGAGCAGCGGACGUCCAGGUUUAGCAGCGGAAAACGGCCUCUCUCUGUGGUUUUGCCCGGAUGUCUACCAACCACCAUGGCUAAAAGUUAAAAGAAUGAAGGUGUUGAACCUGUCUUUUGCUGCAUGUGGCUUCCUGGGCAUCUAUCACCUCGGGGCUGCAGGGGCCAUCCUCCAACAUGGGGCCAGGCUCCUCCAAUCCCUCAGAGCUUGUGCUGGGGCUUCAGCCGGGGCCUUGGUAGCUGCAGUCAUGGUUACAGCUCCGGACAAACUAGAGCACUGCAAAGAGUUCACCUACAAAUUUGCAGAUGAUGUGAGAAAGCAGAGGUUUGGAGCUGUCACACCAGGCUACGACUUCAUGCACAGGCUGAGAGAGGGGAUAGAGGAGAUUCUGCCCAGUGAUGCCCACAGUAUCGUGGCUGGCCGCCUUCACAUCUCCAUGACACAUUCUAAAAGCGGCAAAAACAGCAUUGUGACCAGAUUUGCAUCAAGGGAGGAGCUCAUAAAGGCUCUCCUGGCCAGUAGUUUUGUGCCUGUUUAUGCUGGAGUUCAACCUGUGGACUUCCAAGGAGAGAAAUGGAUCGAUGGAGGGUUCACCAACAGCCUACCCAUUCUGCCAGAGGGACGCACCGUUACCGUAUCCCCUUUUGCUGGGCCGCAGGAUGUGUGCCCCAUCCAUAGAGGGCGCUCCGAACGCCAUCUCCGACUUGCUAAUAUGAACAUAAUGCUUUCCAUUGACAACAUCAUAAGGCUGAACCAGGCCCUGUUCCCACCAUCGACGAGCCGUAUGCACAUGUUAUGUCAGGAGGGCUUUGAUGAUGCAGUCAGGUUUUUGAAGAAAGAGGCCUGGAUGUGUUAAGCUCUGGGUUAAGUGUGUUGAUUUAUAGUAUUUAUGUAACAUGUAACUUUAACAGUAUUGGUUUUUUUUGGGGGGGGGGGUUGUGCAAAUUAAAUUCCAAGAAAAAUGGCUGGUAAAGUUCUUCUAAGUUGUUGAAUCAAUAGACAGUUAAAGCUAAAAUUCAGAGGAUUGUUGUUUUGUUUUACCUACUAAUGCCCGAGUGUAUUUUGAAACUGGUUAUUGCAUUGGUUUUUGGCCUCCAACCUCAUUUCUGAAGUAGAGUUGCCAUUGCUCCUUUGUCAACACUUUUUUUCACUGUUCACCAAAAUAAUGUGGUUGAAUUAUAUAGUGGAAAAGAUCUUUUGCGCUUGGUCUACCAGCUCUUCUUUUGUUAGCCACAACAACUUUGCUUUUUCCUCAAACUUGCGAAACAACUGCCUUAGUCUUUGGCUGCUAUGGUGAACACAACACAUGAUGCGCUGUAAUUGUUUUACUCUGAAAAGUAUUCAUUAAAAUGAGUCAU
Lampris incognitus (smalleye Pacific opah) is the source of this 1414-nucleotide messenger RNA. RefSeq names its product patatin-like phospholipase domain containing 4 (gene pnpla4). Lineage: Eukaryota; Metazoa; Chordata; Actinopteri; Lampriformes; Lampridae. Bases 151 to 912 code for a protein of 253 amino acids. Gene Ontology annotation, cellular component: lipid droplet; cytoplasm; membrane. Gene Ontology annotation, molecular function: retinyl-palmitate esterase activity; triacylglycerol lipase activity. The record is from RefSeq and is a predicted model, not a curated record. The transcript has 7 exons. Gene Ontology annotation, biological process: lipid homeostasis; triglyceride catabolic process.